GGCGACCAUUUCCGUUUCCAGUCCCGGAGCAGUGUAGUAAACUGUCGAGUGUUGACAACCCUGGCCAUGGAAUCGAAUCUUCUUCGAAGAAUCGCGACGCAAAGUACGAUUGCGAGCAGAUUCUACUACACGAGUAGGACCAGGAAACCCAGUCUCUACAAUAAAAUCAGUCCGCUUGGGAGCCCCAGCAGCAGCGUGGUACCUGAGCUCGAGGACUGGGUAUAUAAGGGGAACAAGAUAAGAGUCGCCGAGCUUCAGCGCAUCGUUCGAGAUCUUCGCAAGCGCAGGAGGUUCACCCAAGCCCUAGAGGUAUCUGAGUGGAUGAAUAAGAAUGGUGUAUGCAUAUUUUCACCUACUGAACAUGCUGUGCAUUUGGAUCUGAUGGGCAAAGUUCAUGGAUAUCCUUCUGCUGAAGGCUAUUUUAAUAGCUUGAAGGAAGAAGAUAAAAAUAAUAAGACAUAUGGUGCUCUCUUAAAUUGCUACACACGGCAGCACCAAACUGAGAAGGCCCUCUCCCAUCUUCAGAAAAUGAAGGAGUUGGGCCUCGCUUCAUCACCUCUAAGUUACAAUGAUAUCAUGUGUCUAUACACCAACACCGGUCAGGUUGAGAAGGUCCCUGAUGUGCUGAUCGAGAUGAAAAAGAACAAAGUUUUGCCUGACAAUUUCUCCUACAGAAUCUGUAUCAAUGCUUUUGGAGUGAGGUCUGAUGUUGAUGGAAUUGAAAGAACACUAAAAGAGAUGGAAAACCAAUCUCACAUUGUCAUGGACUGGAAUACUUACACUGUUGUGGCUGAUUACUAUAUAAAAGCAGGACUUACGAGUAAGGCAGUUGAUGCCCUAAAGAAAGCAGAGGAGAGGCUAGAUAAGAAGGAUGGUCUUGGUUACAAUUUUCUGAUCUCUCUUUAUGCUCGUCUUGGAGACAAGACUGAGGUCAUCAGAUUAUGGGAACGGGAGAGGAGUGAUUGCAAGAGGUGCUUAAACAGAGAUUUCACAACCAUGUUAGAAUCUCUGGCAAGGCUUGGUGAGCUGGAUGAAGCUGAGAAAUUAUUGAAGGACUGGGAGUCCUCUGGCAAUUGUUAUGAUCCUCGCAUCCCAGAUGUUGUCAUCACUGGAUACUUGAAAAAAGGUUUGCACGAGAAAGCGGAAAUCAUGCUGAAAAGCUUACAAAAGAGGGGGAAGGCGACCAGGUCAAACAGCUGGACUGAAGUGGCAGGUGGAUACCUUCGUAAGGGUGAGAUGGAGAAAGCAUUUGAUUGCUUUAAAGCAGCCCUCCAGGCAGAAAAUAAAGAAUGGAAGCCAAAUCCCAGGGUGUACUCGGGGAUAAUUAGCUGGGUUGGUGAUAACGGAAGUGUUGAAGAAGUAGAAGCUUUGGUGGGCUCAUUAAGAAAUUUUGUCCCGGUAAACAGACGAAUGUACCACGCCCUCAUCAAGGCUUAUGUAAGACAUGGAAAAGAAGUAGAUGGACUGUUAGAUCGUAUGAAGGAAGAUAACAUCGAUGAAGAUGAAAAAACAAAAGAAAUUCUUGAUAUGAGAAAGCCGUAGACUUCAAAACCUACCUCAAUUCUCCAAUUGCAUUAAUCUCUUGCAAACCACCAUUGGUGGAUUCAAUUUGCCUUCGAAUUUCAAACAAUGUUAUUUCAAAGUAUCAUAUUCUCCAAUUAACAGUGACCUAGUUCUGGUCCUUGACUGGGUUACAGUUUCUUUCUUCACCAUGAUUCUGCGCUAUUGGAGAUUUUCUAUAUGCAUCAAUGCAUUCUCUGUAUCCAGCUCUUUAUUGAAAGUUGAACUCACAAAACUUUGAAUUAGUAAACGGGAGAGGAGAAUAACGUGCUUAUCCUCUUUAAUUUAUUGGGUUUUAGGAGGGAAGUUAUGAUCUGAUAAGCUUGGAUUAUGGAUAUUGUCAUAUUCAUUGGAUCAUUUGUAAGUCAGUUAUCUAAAUGCAGUAAAGUGUGUCUCGUUAUCAGGAGCCGACUUAUUACCUUUUCCGUUGAAUGUGAAAAGUUUAAAGAUAUAACCAUGUGUUUUGAACGACCGUCACUUCUCCCCGGUAAGAUGGAGAGAACUGAGGAGGGAGGAGAAGGAGCAAAGAGAGCGGUAAAUAACUGGGAAGUUCACUGAAUGCAGAAGUGCCGGGGGGAUUGGCUAUCAAACUUCCUCUUUGAUGGUACGUAUAUCUUUUAUAUUUUCAUAAGUUUAACUCCCGAAAACCCGAGAACAAGAGGUGAGGCUGUUUUCUGGAAUUUGCCUAAUUGCUACGAAUUUCUGUUUAUGUUGUAACCCUUUGAUCCAAGUUUAUCUUGUAACCGGCCUUUCUUUUGUUUUUGUUUUUGUUGUUUUUUUUUUUGGUGGUUUCACAAUAAGCAGAUAUGAGAUAGUUAUUGUGUGAUAAUUUUUGUUUUUGGAGGUCUUCUCGCUAUGACAUUGUUAUAAUUAUAAAAGAUCACAUGUUUGAAAGGCAUAAA
Messenger RNA from Neltuma alba, 2462 nucleotides. RefSeq names its product pentatricopeptide repeat-containing protein At4g21705, mitochondrial. Lineage: Eukaryota; Viridiplantae; Streptophyta; Magnoliopsida; Fabales; Fabaceae. The transcript is spliced from 2 exons. The record is from RefSeq and is a predicted model, not a curated record. Bases 67 to 1542 code for a protein of 491 amino acids. Gene Ontology annotation, molecular function: protein binding. Gene Ontology annotation, cellular component: mitochondrion.